CGACAAGAUAAAGAGUUGAAUUCGACGACAUAAGAUGGAGUCGAAACGACAUCUCUCUCCUCCCCUCCCCCUCUCCAUCAAAUCCAACCGCCCACGCCACGCGGUGUCGUCCUCGCGGCUCCAUCCUCCCAUCUUCUUCCUCCUCCUCCUCCUCAUCUCCGCCGCGGCAUCCUCUCUCCUCUUCCUCGCCCCGACCCGAUGCCAUGGCCGACCCGACCCGACCCCGACGCCAUGGCCGCGCCAGUUCCACGCGGCCCUGUUCAUGAACAACUCGGGCGCGCUCCAGCUGGUCGACCUCUGGUACGACUGGCCCAACGGCCGCAACCUCAACGCCAUCCGGGACCAGCUCUCCCCCUCCAUCCUCCACGACGUCGAGUGGGACAACGGCACCUCCUUCUUCUACACCCCCGGCGGCGGCGGCGGCGGCGGCGGCGGCGAGGGGAGCUGCCGGACCCUCCACUUCGAGGUGGGGAUCCUGCGGCCCGACUGGCUCGAGGGGGCGAGCUACCUGGGCCGGCGGCGCGUGGACGGGUUCCUGUGCGACGGGUGGGAGAAGGUGGACUUCAUCUGGUACUACGAGGACGUGGCCACCAAGAGGCCCGUCUACUGGGCCUUCUUCAACGGGAUGAAAGCUCAUGUGAUGACAUUUGAAGUGGGAGCUGCCCUGGAAGAUGCAGAGUGGCAAGCCCCUGCCUAUUGCUUCGGGGAGAAGGGAGGAGAAGAUGCUGCUAAACUCGCCGCCACUUCCGGCGAUUCCGGUGGAUAUCCGGUGGACGGACUCGGAACACUUAGACGUUCGAUGAGUUUGACGAGUCUAUGAACACGAGCGAGCGAGCUCUUGGUCGUGUAAUAAAAGUCGUAUUAUGUCAGUCCGAGAGAAAGUGGUUGUGUUCUGAUAAACGUUGGCCCGAGUUGGCGUCGGUGUCGCCAAACUACGCUGCAGUGAGCACUAGACCAUGCUCCAAGCACUGAUACAUUAAUUGACUCGUCAAAUAAUUCAACCUCAGAACA
Molecule: messenger RNA, 1011 nt
Organism: Syzygium oleosum
Lineage: Eukaryota; Viridiplantae; Streptophyta; Magnoliopsida; Myrtales; Myrtaceae
Exons: 2
Coding region: 35-820 (261 amino acids)
Source: RefSeq, a predicted model, not a curated record